CUCGCGUGUAGCGCCGUGGCGGUUCGAGAACAUUCACAGAGACGAACGAGGGAGCGAGAGAGAUGGCGGCGGCGAGGGCGGGACUCCGGCGGCUCUUUUCCAUCUCCGCCAUCUCUCCUCCGCCUCUCGCCGCCGCAGCCCCGGCAUCGGAGUCGGAAUUUCGGCGGCUUUUCUCCAUCUCCGCCUUCUCUCCUCCGCUUCCAGCGGCUGCCCGCCCGGCGGCGGAGCCGUCCACCAACCUCUUCGUCUCAGGACUGAAUAAGCGAACUACAUCUGAGGGACUGUGGGAAGCUUUCUCAAAAUUUGGGCAAGUAGUCCAUGCUAGGGUUGUGACGGACCGUGUGUCUGGAUAUUCCAAAGGGUUCGGUUUUGUUAGAUAUGCCACACUGGAAGAAGCAGAAGCUGGAAUAAAAGGCAUGGAUGGCAAGUUUCUAGAUGGAUGGGUUAUUUUUGCAGAGUAUGCAAGGCCCAGACCACCCCCACCAGGACAAACACAGCUUCAGACAGCAGCAGCACCACCUCCUCAGGCAAUGGAGCCUCCUGCCGGCCACCAGUAGAUCUUGAAAACGUUCUUACUACAUAUCUGAGACAUUUUUGUUACCCUAAUUGCACAUUUCUUGUUUUAAUUGGAGAAUAACAAUAGGACCACAUGGACUCAGUAUUAGAGGUAAAAGAUGGACACUUAUUUACAUGAAUUGAUCAUAAUUUGUCAUUUAUCUUGUGCUUCAA
Messenger RNA from Musa acuminata subsp. malaccensis (wild Malaysian banana), 729 nucleotides. RefSeq names its product organelle RRM domain-containing protein 2, mitochondrial. Lineage: Eukaryota; Viridiplantae; Streptophyta; Magnoliopsida; Zingiberales; Musaceae. Gene Ontology annotation, molecular function: RNA binding. The record is from RefSeq and is a predicted model, not a curated record.